Molecule: messenger RNA, 1050 nt
Organism: Cryphonectria parasitica EP155
Lineage: Eukaryota; Fungi; Ascomycota; Sordariomycetes; Diaporthales; Cryphonectriaceae
Exons: 1
Coding region: 28-405 (125 amino acids)
Source: RefSeq, a predicted model, not a curated record
GUCGAGACACCGUCACGUCGCUCCUCUAUGGCCGCGAGCACCGACGGUAGGCUCUUCACUGGCGCCAGCGGCGAUCUUCUGGAUCAUUUGACAAACACACGCUCAGUGGGGGCCUUCCGCAUUAAUCAGAUGCAGCGGAAACUGAUCUUGAAUGGCGAGGCUACCGAGGACUCCAUUGACUUCUCGAACUCGUACACAGUUGGCGCCCUGCGCGGUCUCAAACAUGGGUCCCUUAGUGUGGCGAAUACGCCUUUGACCCCAGAACGUCGUCACAAGAAAAUGCCUGCCAAGAGUCCGCUGGAGGCUAUGGCUAUGAAGCGCAAGGCUUCCAGCAUGAGGGUCGAGCCCUCGCUCUCCCAUAAAAGGCAGAGAAGCAUCUCUGAUGUCAGGAGGAUGCAGAUCUGAGAGGCGCUCCCUCUCUGGCUGAUGCAUGACCUCCACCCAUCCAACCCAAAUACGCUUAUGGACGGCGUAACACGCGACGGUCCUCGUUCCGACAAGCUCGUCUGGACUACGCUGCUGUUAUCCCUGGCCUAGUGUUUCGAUAUUUUGUUUUCCGUGCACUACACAAAUUCUACUAUCAUUUACAAGCCCUGUUCCUUUGUCCAUGGGUUCUCAAAAAAUGCUCAUGAUCAAUCCGUUCGUUCUCCUACAAAAGGUUUCUAACAUGUUUACAUUUGGGCCUACUGCGCAACUCCGAAACCUCUUGCAUCUCGGGAUUCAAAUGCUUCCCUUGACUUGUUGCCUCCGCAUUAUGUGUGUGAAUGUCAACAUUCACGUUCACGCAGUCUUCUGACCAGAAUGGCUGCAGAUAUUCUUAGGGGGCUUAGACAAAAGAAGUUCAUGGCAUGUUGGGCUUUAACACUUGUCAGGUCAUAAGAUUAUUGAAAAGGUAGUUUUGGGUGGUCUAAACGGCUCUGGGAGUUGCAGAUGAGGUCAAGCCGAGAGGGGGAAAAGCUUCCGUUGUAUAGAAAAGCUCUUGUUUACUAAUUCUGUAUUCAACAUGAAAACAUGCACAGAGUAAAUCAUGAAUUGUCUCUGUUCUCUUCG